UCCGUCUUCUGCCCGAGCGGAUACAGAGAAAUGACUGCGACUCUGCGUCCGUAUCUAAACGCAGUGCGUGCUACACUGCAGGCUGCUCUCUGUCUGGAGAAUUUCUCCUCUCAGGUGGUGGAACGUCACAACAAGCCUGAAGUAGAAGUCCGGAGCAGUAAGGAGUUGCUGCUGCAGCCUGUCGUGAUCAGUCGGAAUGACAAAGAGAAAGUUCUUAUAGAGGGAUCCAUUAACUCAGUGCGAGUCAGCAUUGCUGUGAAACAGGCUGAUGAGAUUGAGAAGAUUCUGUGCCAUAAGUUCAUGCGUUUCAUGAUGAUGCGGGCAGAGAACUUCUUCAUCCUCCGGAGAAAACCGGUGGAGGGCUAUGACAUAAGUUUCCUCAUCACGAAUUUCCACACAGAGCAGAUGUACAAGCAUAAACUGGUGGAUUUUGUCAUCCAUUUCAUGGAGGAGAUCGACAAGGAGAUCAGUGAGAUGAAACUGUCAGUCAAUGCACGGGCUCGCAUAGUCGCUGAGGAGUUUCUCAAAAACUUCUGAUAAAGUGCCCUCACACCCUCUUCUGACUGUAACACUCAUGUCACCAUGGCAACCAGAAAGAUGGGUGGGCUAAGGAUGAAGAAGGAGGCAACAACGUUUGAACAACGAAUCAACACAGAGCACCACCAAAAGGGGGACCAAUCGGAUAUACAGGGGGUGUGGCCUGUGCCACGGAGACGAAUUUAGAGUAUUGCAGCACUGUAUAUGAUGGUUAGUUGAAUGCAAAGACAGACAUGGUACUCUAUUCUCAAUUCUUUUCAACUCUUAUACUGAAUUUCCCCAUUUUAGCCCUUUUUAAUGCCCUGGUGCCAAUUUCUGAGUUCGCUCUAUUCUGUUCUAUUCUAUUCUCUCCUGUGUCAGUUUACCACAAUAUUAUCUUGCUGUAGUUGCAGCGUUGCAAUAUUCAGAAUUAGCCUCACACUUUUCACAGGUGCUCAUGAAUAUUAAUGAGUUUGUACAUAAUGAAUAUGUAUAGACUCCUUUCACUCCUUGGCCUUCAAAAAAAACAAAAAACAAACCUCAGAUAUCAGGGCAAGUCUAUAUAAAUAAACCACCAUUAAUUUUCAGGAGCAUAAUGAAAAGUGCGUGUCGUUCCAGUAAUUUAAACAGUUUUGUC
This is a messenger RNA of Chanos chanos (milkfish), 1153 nucleotides long. RefSeq names its product actin related protein 2/3 complex, subunit 4 (gene arpc4). The transcript is spliced from 6 exons. Bases 31 to 537 code for a protein of 168 amino acids. Gene Ontology annotation, cellular component: actin cytoskeleton; Arp2/3 protein complex. Gene Ontology annotation, molecular function: actin filament binding. Gene Ontology annotation, biological process: Arp2/3 complex-mediated actin nucleation; actin filament polymerization. The record is from RefSeq and is a predicted model, not a curated record. Lineage: Eukaryota; Metazoa; Chordata; Actinopteri; Gonorynchiformes; Chanidae.